AAGAAAUAGUUUUACUUGUAACCCAUCUCGCUACCGAUCCCCCCCAUCCCCUCCUCUUCCUGGCUUCCCCUCUGUGUCAGAAUAAUCCCUACCUUAUUUCCCUCACUUAUUAUUAUCAUUAUUAUUAUUAUUUUAUUUUCUUUCUAAUUCCUCUCAAUUUUUUCAAAUCGAUCACGGGAGCGACACCCCCCGCCAGAAAAACUCCUCCCUCUCUUCAGAUCUGAUGGCUUUUCACGUCGCUUGCCCCAUUACUUGCCGGAGGAUUUGCUAUUGCGAGCUCGGAUUCCCGGCGGAGCUGCGGAGCGAGAAGGCAAGGGUUGAGUUCUUGGAGGAGGUCGAGGCGCUCGAGGAGUUCCUGCGGGAUCCGUGGACAGUGAGGGCGGAUGGGGGCUCCGCCGUGGCCACCGUCCAGGUGCUGGUCCCCCAGGUGGUGCCCCAGCCGGCCCCACCGCCGGGAGCGGAGGAUGGGGGAGGCGGCGGCCGAGGGGAGGCCAAGCGUGCGGCGAUGCAGCGGCAGGCGGUGGCCGCGUCGCUGGCGGCCGAGGAUUAUGUCCGGAGAUUAGAGGGUGGGGGUGCUGCGGAGGCACCAGGAGAGGUAGCUAGUCAUCUUGCUAUAGAAGAUCAAAACUUUUCCACUGUCAAGGUUAUGUGCAGAAUAUGCUUUUCAGGAGAAAAUGACAGCAGUGUAGGAGCUAUGAAGAUGCUCUCAUGCAAAAUCUGCAGCAAGAAAUACCAUAGGAGCUGCUUGAAACGUUGGGCUGAACAUAGAGAUCUUUUUCAUUGGAGUUCAUGGGCUUGCCCGUCUUGCCGCAUUUGUGAGGUUUGUCGAAGAACAGGUGAUCCCAAUAAGUUAAUGUUUUGUAAAAGGUGUGAUGGUGCUUACCAUUGCUAUUGUCAGCAGCCUCCACAUAAGAAUGUUAGUCAUGGACCAUACUUGUGUCCAAAACAUACAAGGUGUCACAGCUGUGGGUCCACUGUCCCUGGAAGUGGUCUUAGCACAAGGUGGUUUUUAGGGUAUACCUGCUGUGAUGCUUGCGGAAGAUUAUUUGUGAAAGGAAACUAUUGUCCAGUUUGCUUAAAGGUUUAUAGAGAUUCUGAAAUGAUACCAAUGGUUUGCUGUGAUGUUUGUGAGAGAUGGGUGCAUUGUGUAUGCGACGGUAUUAGUGAUGAAAAAUAUCAGCAGUUCCAAGCAGAUCAGAAUCUGUACUAUAAAUGUGCUGCAUGCCGUGGCAACUGCUACCAGGUUAAGGAUAUAGAUGAUGCUGUCCGGGAACUUUGGAGGAGGAGAGACAUAGUUGACUGUGAUCAAAUUGCAAGCUUGAGGGCUGCUGCUGGAUUGCCAUCUCAAGAAGAAAUAUUGUCCCUGUCUCCCUAUUCAUAUGAUGAAAACGCUGGUCCAGUCAUACUAAAAGAUGAUAGUGGGAGGACCCUUAAGUUCUCUGUUAAAGGUAUCAGUGACAAACCGUUGAAGAAUUUUAAAGAACAUGGAAAGAGCAUUUCCAAGAAUUCAACAUUGAAUAAGAAGUAUGUAAAGAAGAAAGGAUAUCAAUUAAAUUUUGUUGGUAAACCAGAAGAAACAUAUCAAAAUAUUGAAAGGCAGCAUGAGGCAAGAUCAUUUGAUCGUACUUUCAGAGAUCAAAAGAUUGAUGACAUGAAUUCAUUAAGAACUAAUGGGCCAGAAAUCAUUUCAUCUUCCAUGACCAGAAGUACUGUUGAUAAUGGUAUGAAAUUCUGUGAUAAUCAAAUGGGUACUCAUAACAACAGCUUUACCAAUGAAGUUGCGGUGCACGAUGCUGAUACAGAACCCAAAGUAAAAAUUAAGGGUGGAAAAUUGCAAAGUUUGCAUUUCAAAGAAUGCGGCAUUAAAAAUGUGAGCAAAAGUGAGAGUGUGAGAGGUACCAAGUUAGUUAUUCAUAUUGGUUCAAGAAAUAGAAAUGUGUCUGGAUCUCCGAGAUCUGAAACUUCCAGCUGCCAUAGAGAUCAAGAUCUAGCUUCCUUCAAUGGCGGUGAGGAUACCAGCCUGCAGAGAACAAAAGAUAAUGAGAAUCAUAUGCUUGAUGAUCAUGGUGGAACUGUCAGAUCUGAUGGUGGAAAAGGAGCUAAACUUGAUAAUUUAUGCUUCACAAGAAGUUCAAAGCAUGGAUUCAAAGAAAAAAAUGUUAUAAAGCUUCGAAAAGUUUAUGAAAGGCAAGGAAAAAAUAACAGUGGCAUUGGCGAAGCUUGUGAACUUACUACGGCAUCCAGAAGCCCUCUUGUAGUAGGAAAAAGGAACACAGAAGAAGGCCCUGCAGCAGAGACUCUGGCACUAACAAAUGAUGUGGUUCUACAAAAGAAGCAACCUGCAGAUACACCUGUUAAUUCCUUCACUCACCCAAAGCCAUUGCUGAAGUUGAAGUUCAAGAAUCCAUCUUUUGAACAGCGGAGCUCUUGGGCCCCACAGGGAGAGGAAGUGAACUCUGUCAAAGGGCAGAGAUCAAAAAGAAAGAGAUCUUCAGCAGAAAAGGUCAGUGUAGAAGAUGAUGAGAACUAUCGACAGCUGCAUCGGGAAAAUCCAAUGGAUGAAGCCAUGGACGCAAAUUGGAUAUUGCAGAAGCUAGGCAAGGAUGCAAUUGGAAAGAGAGUUGAAGUUCAUCAAUCAUCCGACAAUUCGUGGCAUCAAGGAGUGGUUUCAGAUAUCAACCGAGGCACGUCAUCUUUGUCAAUCUGUUUUGAUGAUGGAAGAUCUAAAACCUUGUUGCUUGGAAGGCAGGGGAUUCGUCUCAUUUCUCAAAAGCAAAAAAAGACCAAAACGUGAAAAUUUACCUGGUGAUUGAUGCAUUGUUGUGGGAGAAAAUUCAACUUGCCAGGUAUGGAAACAUUGGAAAAUUGGAGCUAUUCAUGUUUAAUUCUCUCUGGUGCAGCUGUUCAUGUAGGGGUUGAUCCGUCUUGAUAUAGUUGAAUAUUGAGAACCACCAACUUGUGCUGAAAAGUCUUAAGUACCAAGCGGCUCCCAGUUGUUGUAAUCAUUAAUUGUAUCAUCUGUUCUUUUCAUUUUUCAAGAAUCAAUGGUCUUUUUAUUAGUCUGUCAGGGAUGCCUCUGAACUUCUAUAAAUAGCAACAUGUUGGAACUUAAUAGUUCCAUCACCUUGUAAUUCUCACGAAGGGAAAGCCCUUAUCAGCCCCAUACUAGUUUUCCUGAGGUUUAUUGUAAUAUACGCAGACAUUGCUGGAGUUGCAAAUGAGGAUGCAUUUUAUAGACAGCUCCUUAUUUAAGCAGGGAAGGGAAAUGGGGCAUAAUUUAGAAGGUGGCGUUGUGUAAUUCUAAUACAGUGGUGAAUGAUGAACAGAAAUUAAUAGUAUACUUUUUCUGCAAGAUAAAGUUAUCACUUA
Molecule: messenger RNA, 3369 nt
Organism: Phoenix dactylifera (date palm)
Lineage: Eukaryota; Viridiplantae; Streptophyta; Magnoliopsida; Arecales; Arecaceae
Source: RefSeq, a predicted model, not a curated record